UGGCGUGGGGAUCGGCUAUGUCGCUUUUCGAUCAUUUGAGUUCGUACAUCUUGCCAGGCUUCCGACUUUGGCCCGUUUGGGGAAUAGCAACGCUACAAGACAGAAGUGAGCAGAUAUCUCAUUCAGGGAGGAUCGCUUGCAGGUGACUGGGAAUCCAUCUGCUCUGAGGAGACCGUCACCAGUCAGUUAUCGAUCGACUGUCUGUCGUGCCUCGCAAGUCGAUCGACACUCACACUGCAGACAGACAUUGGUACAUGAUUGUACUCCAGUCUCGAGGUGCAUGCCGUGAUCUGGCAGUCAGCGUUUUGUUGCAGUUCUAUCCUUGCAGCCUGACCAGUGUGUGAAGAAACCGUGCACCCGUGACGGUUUAGCCCCAGAUUCCCUAGUGGUUAGUGGCAGCGAGUGGUGUUGCUGAGAACUAGCGUUACUUGUGUCCGCAAGCUGUACUGGUUACUCGGUACUGAAAACAGUCCGGCUGUCCAACUGCAAGUCAUUGUGGCCAGCAGUACGAGCAGUCGAGCACGGAGCACUACUUACUGCUAGUAUGGUAUACAGUAGACUGAUCAGUGGAAUAUCUAUCAGUUAGGUGAUCACUGGCGACGACGCUACCCUGAGCUGCUGGAUGCUCGCUACAGUAGCAGAAACUGAGAGAAAACACUGUCUCUGCCUGUGUAUACACUCAUCUGAUUACAUGACUUGCUGGCUGUGAGUACAUGGGAUACAGUUGUACUGUGCGGGUAGACAGACGUACUGGUGACUAAUCCACUGUUGAACUGAUAUUCGGCCAGGUGGCUGAAGCUGCCAAUCCCGUCAUCGCUCGGCGCCGGCCUCCGGCAUCAUCGCCGUGGACCAAUCCCUUAGACUGUGCCGACGUGUGUGUGUGUGUGUGUGUGUGUGUGUGUGUGUGUGUGUGUGUGUGUGUGUGUGUGUGUGUCACUGUGUGUGUCACUGUGUGUGUGUGUGUGUGUGUGUGUGUGUGUGUGUGUGUGUGUGUGUGUGUCACUGUGUGUGUGUGUGUGUGUGUGUGUGUGUGUGUGUGUGUGUGUGUGUGUGUGUGUGUGUGUGUGUAUCAACACUGCAAAGCGGUCUCUGACGACAUGGCAGUAGCCAAAGUCUACUACGCAGACGCGAAGAUGAUACAUCUAAAUCUGAAAUGCCGGAUCAGCCGCAUUCUGCCGUACCUCAAUGCCACUUGUGGUUGCCGAGAAGAGAUUGUGCUGGACCUGGUGGAUACACAGGGAAAGAUCAUACACCUUCCUGAUUACAGGCAAGACGAGGCAUGCAAGUACCUACAGAACAACGCCAAGUACAUUCUCUGCGCCAUUCUCAAGGAUGAAGACGGCAACAAGAAGUACAAAGUGCUGCUUACGGAGCCUCAGGAGUUGUUCCCCGGUUUUCUCUUGGAAACGGAUCGGCAGGCUAGCACCAGCAGCCACACCGAAUCACAGGCCAGUGGUCGACGCAGCGCCUCACAAGCCAGUAGCACUACCAGCAUGGGUGGUGCUGGAUGGAGUAAGCUACGACGGCGAUCAAAGACCAUCACCGGUGCAUCAUCACCCGCACCGACGGCAAAGGUGAAAGGAAAGGCUAAAGCAUCUGCAGCAGGAGGGAAGUGAUUGCCAGCCAGACUCAGUGCAAGCAUGUUAUUGCUGACCAGUGCAAGCAUGCAUCCGUAUUGACCUAGACCAGUGCAAGCAUGCAUCCGUAUUGACCUAGACCAGUGCAAGCAUGCGUCCGUUUUGACCUAGACCAGUGCAAGCAUGCAUCCGUAUUGACCUAGACCGGUGCAAGCAUGCAUCCGUAUUGACCUAGACCAGUGCAAGCAUGCAUCCGUAUUGACCUAGACCAGUGCAAGCAUGCGUCCGUAUUGACCUAGACCAGUGCAAGCAUGCAUCCGUAUUGACCUAGACCAGUGCAAGCAUGCAUCCGUAUUGACCUAGACCAGUGCAAGCAUGCAUCCGUAUUGACCUAGACCAGUGCAAGCAUGCAUCUGUAUUGACCUAGACCAGUGCAAGCAUGCAUCCGUAUUGACCUAGACCAGUGCACAUACAUGUAUAUGUUCGUAUUGACGUGGACCAGUGCAGACAUGCGUCCGUAUUGACCUUGAUCCGCAAUGUCAUGGAAUUAUUUGGAAAGGGUGCGACUAGCCGUGUCACUGUGCAGUAACCAUGGUAACCCUUGGUAUGCUCUGCACAUGCCUCAACAAGCCAUAAUGCAGUUCUUGGAAGUCAACAAGCCACGCUGCUGUUCUUGGAAGUGAAAGCUCGAUUUCACAUCCCUGGCUACAAGUGUCUGUGUACUAUUCGUCGGCCUGCGUGCUGUGUGAGCCAAUGCAGCACGGCAAAUCACGCUAACGGCUCCGUCUCUACUGAACAGCUAUUGCAGCGACGUUUUGGUGUGUGUUCGCCUUGAUUUGUAUCUACUACGUACCAUCAUGCAAUGUUGCUUUUGAACGUUUUGUGUGGAAUCUGCAAAAGAGAGAGGUGCGUGUGCACAAUGUCUAGCUUGUCAGACCUCGCUUAUCCGGUCCUCUUUUAUCCGGAUCCCCCGCAAUCCGGAAGAAAAUCGUUGGCUACCGACUUACAGCAUAUGCCAUGCAUGCAUGCAGUAUGACAUUGUGAGUUCGAUAAUCCGGUUCCCUCGCCUAUCCGGAUAUUUUGUGGGAAACGGAUGAGUGCGGUUAUGCGAGAUCUGACUGUAAUCUUGUUUGUUUUAAUUAUAGCGUAGAAUUCUAAACAACUCUCUUUGUAAGCAAUACUCAUGAUACUGGCUCAUAUUCAAGUGCCGUAAUCCACAUAACGCUGCGUCGUAGCAGAUUGAUCAAAGCGUUACACAGUCAAUUUA
This is a messenger RNA of Sycon ciliatum, 2844 nucleotides long. RefSeq lists its product as uncharacterized. Lineage: Eukaryota; Metazoa; Porifera; Calcarea; Leucosolenida; Sycettidae. The coding region runs from base 1098 to 1616 and encodes 172 amino acids. The record is from RefSeq and is a predicted model, not a curated record. The transcript has 5 exons.